UUCUGUGGGAUGCAGGGAGCCGGGAGCAGGUCGGAGAGGCUAAGGCGGCGGCGGCGGGUCUCUCAGGUUUGAGUGUCCGGUACUGGGGAGGGUAGGAGUGGGCUGACACCGGACCAUGGCGACCCGCCGGCUGACCGACGCCUUCUUGCUAUUGCGGAACAAUGCGGCCCAUAACCGGCACAUUCUGGCCGAGCAAGUGAGUAAUGAGAGGCGCCCGGGGAGUGCGUGGAGCCCGGGAGCGGCCUUACAGUGAUUGGUGCUGACCUGACUUUUUCUCUUUCCUGUCAUACUUUGCUGUCCCUCCUGCCUGGUUUCUGAUGGAUCUGCACUCCAGGAGCUGGACGAGCUGGCCGACGAUCGCAUGGCAUUGGUGUCAGGUCUGAGCUUGGAUCCUGAGGCAGCCAUCGGUGUGACCAAACGUCUCCCUCCAAAAUGGGUGGAUGGGGUGGAGGAGAUCCAGUAUGAAGUCACGAGGGUAAAACAAAAAAUGAAAGACUUGGCCAGUCUGCAUGACAAGCACCUGAACCGCCCGACAUUAGAUGACAGCACAGAGGAAGAGCAUGCCAUAGAAAUAACUACUCAGGAGAUCACACAGAUGUUUCACCGUUGUCAGAGAUCUGUGCAGUCCUUACAGAGUCGGUCACGCCACUGCACGGAGCAGGAAGAGCGAUUGCUGAGGAAUGUAGUCGCUUCAUUGGCACAGUCACUUCAGGACCUUUCAACCAACUUCCGACACACGCAGUCUGGCUAUCUGAAAAGGAUGAAAAAUCGAGAAGAGAGAUCUAAGCAUUUCUUCGAUACAUCUGUUCCUCUUAUUGAUGACGGGGAAGACAAUACUCUGUAUGAUAGGGGCUUUACAGAGGACCAGCUGGCCUUGGUACAGCAGAACACAUUAAUAGUGGAAGAACGAGAGAGAGAACUCCGACAGAUUGUACAGUCAAUCUCUGAUCUGAAUGAGAUCUUUAGAGAGCUGGCAGGAAUGGUGGUAGAGCAGGGCACGGUUCUCGACAGAAUUGACUAUAAUGUGGAACAGGCCUGUGUUAAAACAGAGGAUGGUUUGCAACACUUACAGAAGGCAGAGCAGUACCAAAAGAAGAACCGCAAGAUGCUCAUCAUUUUAAUUUUGUUUGUACUGGUGAUAGUCCUUAUUGUUGUGUUAAUUGGUGUCAAGUCUAAAUAGGUCAUCUUUUUUUUUUUUUUUUUUUUAUCGAAUUUUUUUUUUUCAUUCUGCAAGACGGUUUGGGAGAAGAACUCACUCCUGGAAAGGGUGCUGAUAAACUGAACUGAAUGUUUUUGAGAGUGCAAGAAUCCGUGGUGGCACUACCAUCUGCUUUCUAAGGGGAUUUAUUUCUCCUUCUUAAAAAAAAAAAAAGAACUUUAUGGACCAACAAUUGUGUGAACCUAUGACUCCUGCUUUAUGUAAACCAAGACUAUUUCCGUUUUUUCUCCAGAGUUCUGGUUGCUGGUAGUGUCCUGCACCCACCUGCUUUUUCUCCUAGAAUUCAGUUACUGCCUUUAAUCCAGAUUCCCUGCAUGCUGCUUUUUUUUUAAUCUCACCUCAUCGUGAAUGGAGAAGUAGGAAUUGCUCUUCAAGUUGGGUUCCGACUAAUGCAUCUUAUGGCCAGCGUAUUGGAUCAUUGUCAGCUCCUUGUUAUUUUAAAGGAACAGCUGUCCUCUCUAAAUGUGAAUAGACACUAUUUUGAAUUCCUUUCUACUGUCUUCUGGAUUGGGGGCAGUUAUUUUAGUACUGGAAGGCUUUUUGUGCGUGCAUUAUUCUUUGGGGUUCUUUAAACACCUCCUUGUCUCCAACAAUUUAGGAGGGUGCCUAAAUUCAGCUCUGAUUCUUGCUUUUAUGUUCUGAAGCUUCAGUUACUGAUGAAGGAAUUAUCUCUUGACACUUCCCUGCUCAGUUCUAACUCCCCUAUUUCAUUGAGCAAUGGAGCUGAGCAUAGAAGCACCAGAAGAUGCUUCCUGCAUCGAUGCAUUAAGUCCCACUAAUGAUUAUGCUUGUUAGAGAAGACUACUGAUAUUUUGGAGGCUGAACGUCUCUGAUUACAGAUCUGCUGUCGUAAAAAUUUCAUUUGCUUCACUCAAAUCAAGAAAAUAUAUGUACAGUAUUUUUCCCAUUAUUGUCACUAAACAUAAGGAAUAUCUGUAUUAAACAUCGCACUAACACCUGGCUGCCUGUCAGACCUUAUGACCUUGUGUGUGUGUGUGUGUGAUACUAUCCAUGAAGUGUUAAGAGAUUUUGUGUAUAUUUGUAAUUUAAAAUGAUUGUAAGUACUGCAAAAUAUAUUAUUUUAUUGAGUCCAA
Molecule: messenger RNA, 2313 nt
Organism: Xenopus laevis (African clawed frog)
Lineage: Eukaryota; Metazoa; Chordata; Amphibia; Anura; Pipidae
Gene: stx16.L
Product: syntaxin 16 L homeolog
Biological process (GO): vesicle-mediated transport; vesicle fusion; intracellular protein transport
Cellular component (GO): membrane; Golgi membrane; SNARE complex
Molecular function (GO): SNAP receptor activity; SNARE binding
Source: RefSeq, marked provisional